AUGGACGAUAAACCUUCGGCCACUAGUUGGGAUUCCAACGAAAUGUCUCCCUCGUCUAUCUUUUUCACGGAAGAUCAUCCAUCCCAUCAUCCAAUAUCAGUUACAUCCGAUGCGGACAAUGAAGCGGAUGCUGAAGCGGGUAAUGAAGCGGAUACUGAAGCGGGUAACGAAGCGGAUAAUGAAGCGUCGUCCCUUCUUCAUUCACGCAUGAGCGAUGAUGACCCACCUGAGGAAUAUCGACCACCAGGCCAAUACACGAUAACAUCCUAUGAGUAUCAAGGGGAAGAGUAUCAUGGGCAAACGGAUACAUUUAUCAUAGGAUCGGACGCAAGUAACAUUCUCAAGGAAGCCGAUCCUCCAAUCCCCUGUGUGCUGUGGGGUAUCAUGAUAAGAUAUAUCUUCCAACAUGAAAUCAAUGAUAGUAGCAUACCGAUCUCAGUAGACCUGGUUGUUGAGGACGAACAGGUGGAAGACGCCAUUGAAACCUUGCGCAAGGCUGGGUUCAAAGACGAUGACAACUACCCAGGCUGUCCCUACAACGGAGGAGCCUGCCCUGUCAAUGAGCUCAAGCCGGUUCACGUUUUCCACUUGUUCGAUUCAUUCUCUCAUACCCGAUUGGAGGAGAAAGCUGGUGUGAAGAAAGGUCCUCAACUGCAUCACGAUCUAAGACUCCACUUCAAAUCCAAUGUGUACUGGAAACUUCCCAAGUUCACUGUGCAGACGGAGGCCAACAAGGCGGACGAAAGCUUUAUGCUAACAUUAGACCACAGGCUCCACUGGGAGGGAGUUCACCGACCCAAUGUUAAGGAUUAUCCGCCCACUAAGAGUCCCCUGGUUCUGCCCACGCCUGCUCGGUUCGCUGAGGCCCUGGUUUACCUGAAGGUGCGAGACGAGCAUUUCAAGACAAACGAAAUAUGGUGGGAGGAGUAUUUGGAAGAACAUGUCAAGACAUAUCUUUACGUAGCUCAGUAUGGCGAUCUAUUCCAUUUGGACGCAAAACAAAGAACCCUCAGCGAGACAUGCCGACGAUGGUGGGAAUCAUGCAGGACUGGGGAAUAUACUAGCAUACCUUCCUCGACACUGCUGGAUGAAUUGGAGAAAGAGAUAAGACUCGAGAUGGGAGUGUCCGGUGAACCAGAGCCCAUUCCUCUCGACAGCCAUUGGGGACAAGAAAAUCCUCCGGAUAAUAGAACGAGCGUAUCACCCCGUGCACCAUAUUCGACAGAUGAUGAGGCGGGACCUUUUCGAAUGUCCGAGUCCGAUAGGGCGGUGGAUACAGACGAAUAG
Molecule: messenger RNA, 1287 nt
Organism: Aspergillus costaricaensis CBS 115574
Lineage: Eukaryota; Fungi; Ascomycota; Eurotiomycetes; Eurotiales; Aspergillaceae
Exons: 2
Coding region: 1-1287 (428 amino acids)
Source: RefSeq, a predicted model, not a curated record